This is a messenger RNA of Culex pipiens pallens (northern house mosquito), 4930 nucleotides long. RefSeq names its product mucin-2-like. The transcript has 20 exons. The record is from RefSeq and is a predicted model, not a curated record. The coding region runs from base 338 to 4489 and encodes 1383 amino acids. Lineage: Eukaryota; Metazoa; Arthropoda; Insecta; Diptera; Culicidae.
CAGCAUCACAUUUCAGUUGGUGGCUAAAUUUUCCGCGGUUCGGUUCUCGCGCGUGGUUCUAGAUUAUUUUUAUUUUUUGGGAAUUUUCGAGGACUUUUUGGACUGUUAAGGACUUGAGGCAACCUCGCGUUUCUGAGGUUGAUCAGUGAUGUGCGUUCACGAAACUUGAACAUUCGGUGAAGUAAUCGGUGAUAAGUGUUGCAUAAAUUUUUCGGCGGGAUUACGACUUCCUGAAGGUGUGACCGGGACGAUCCCGCGAGACGUGUGAUUAGAGAUCUAAAGUGCCGUGGUGGGGAAGAUUUUCGUUCUUUAGGAGAUUGGUGCCCAGUGCUUGAAAAUGAGGAGCACUAUAAUAUUGCUCAGUAUACUGGUCACCACCGGUCGCGCCGACAUCUCAACGCUCCUCCGAGGUGGUUACUCCCAGAACAACCUCGACGAAGAUGGAUACCACUACGACAAGCCAAAGAUCCCGUUCGAAACGCCCACGCGGCCUCCACCGCCACCACCGCCAACAACGGAGAAGAAGUGUGCCAUAACGGCGCAGAAUCCGGACGGAAGCUGCGGAUAUGACUACCCGAAGCCAGACCAGAGCUUCGAACUGCCAAACGAGUACCUGCCACCAAAGACGACGCCAAGGCCUACCACGACAACGACGAGGCCGACCACUACGACAACGCGAAGAACCACAACUACAACGCGUCCAACUACGACGACAACGCGACGCACAACAACAACUUCACGUACAACACCACGAGUAGUCUUCACCACGAGGAAGCCUGACUGCCCGAAUCCGAAUCCGGAUGGAUCAUGUGGAUAUAAUUACCCGAAGCCAGCUUGUCCAAACCCGAACCCCGAUGGAAGCUGUGGAUAUUCCUACCCAAAGCCGGACAACUCGUUUGAAAUACCUCAGCGAGUACCGACUACGACCAGGACAACAACUACCACGAGAAGAACCACGCCUUCGCAGGAAUACUUGCCGCCAAAGACAACUCCAAGACCGACAACGACAAGGCCAACCACCACGACGACCCGCAGAACUACAACUACCACACGUCCAACCACGACGACAACACGUCGGACCACCACGACCUCUCGCACAACACCACGCGUAGUGUUCACCACGAGGAAGCCUGACUGCGUGAAUCCGAACCCGGAUGGAUCAUGCGGGUAUAACUACCCAAAGCCAGCUUGUCCGAACCCGAACCCCGAUGGAAGCUGUGGAUAUUCCUACCCGAAGCCGGACAACUCGUUUGAGCUGCCCCAGCGAGUUCCGACUACGACCACAACAACAACGACGCGUAGAACUACGCCAUCGCAGGAGUACUUGCCGCCGAAGACUACACCCAGACCAACAACAACAACAACCCGUCGAACCACUACAACUACACGUCCCACAACGACGACCACUAGGCGCACAACGACCACCACGCGACCUCCAACGACUACGCGAUGUCCGAUUGGUCUGCAAAAUCCUGAUGGAUCAUGUGGCUAUAAUUACCAGAAGCCGGAACAAAGCUUCACGGUACCUCAACGAGUGUCCACAACUACUACGAGAAGGACCACUACUACUACAACUAGGCCAACCACAACGACACGAAGAACGACCACGACUACGCGACCUACGACAACAACCCGCAAAACGACCACAACGACAAGACCCACAACCACAAAGUGUCCUCUCUCGGCGCAAAAUCCAGACGGAUCCUGUGGCUAUAACUAUCCCAAGCCGAGCUGUCCGAACCCAAAUCCAGAUGGUUCCUGCGGAUAUGACUACCCGAAGCCAGACCAGUCAUUCACACUACCUCAACGAGUGCCAACAACGCGACCCGUAACAACAACGACGACAACUCGUCGAACAACUCCCCGUCAGGAAUAUCUGCCUCCAACGACUACGGUCCGGACUACACCGAGACCCACUACUACAACAACCAGGCCAACCACAACGACGCGAAGAACAACAACAACUCAGAGGAUCAUCCAGACAACAAAGUGUCCGCUCUCGGCACAAAAUCCAGACGGAUCGUGUGGAUACAACUAUCCCAAGCCGGCUUGUCCGAACCCGAAUCCUGACGGAAGCUGUGGAUAUUCCUAUCCCAAGCCGGACAACUCGUUUGAGUUGCCUCAGCGAGUUCCAACCACAACGCAAAGAACGACCCCAAGACCAAUUACAACGACGACUCGUCGGACUACAACCACUACACGUCCAACCACGACUACAACGCGGCGAACUACGACAACAUCACGCACAACUCCACGCGUAGUGUUCACCACGAGGAAGCCGGACUGUGCAAAUCCGAAUCCAGACGGAUCAUGUGGCUACAACUACCCGAAGCCGGCUUGUCCGAACCCUAAUCCUGACGGAAGCUGUGGCUAUUCCUACCCAAAGCCGGACAACUCGUUCGAGCUACCUCAGCGAGUACCGACUACAACGCGGACUACAACAACGACGCGUAGAACCACGCCUUCGCAGGAAUACCUGCCACCAAAGACGACCCCGAGACCAACGACGACGACUACUCGACGCACCACCACUACCACGCGCCCCACAACGACCACAACUAGACGCACAACGACAACCACGCGACCUCCAACGACAACGAGAUGUCCGUUGGGACAGCAGAAUCCCGAUGGAUCUUGUGGAUACAGCUACCAGAAGCCGGACCAAAGCUUCACCAUUCCUCAGAGAGUGACCACCACCACUACUCGUAGGACGACUCCGUCCCAGGAAUACCUGCCACCGACGACCACGGCUCGAACUACUCCGAGACCCACAACUACGACAACCCGACGUACUACUACUACAACGCGCCCAACUACAACCACGACAAGGCGUACAACGACUACUACACGACCUCCAACAACAACGAGAUGUCCGCUCGGACAGCAGAAUCCCGAUGGAUCCUGUGGUUACAACUAUCCCAAACCAAGCUGUCCCAACCCGAAUCCGGAUGGCACCUGCGGGUACGACUAUCCAAAGCCUGAUCAGUCCUUUACACUGCCCCAACGGGUUCCAACCACGAGACCCGUUACAACCACGACUCGUCGGGCAACGCCACCUCAGGAGUAUCUCCCGCCAUCGACGACGGCUCGGACAACGCCAAGACCAACUACUACCACAACCAGGCCUACGACCACAACGACCCGGAGAACCACUACCACAACGCGUCCAACGACCACUACGAGACGCACGACUACAACCCAACGAGUAAUCCCAACCACCAGGUGUCCUCUCUCGGCACAGAAUGCAGAUGGAUCGUGCGGAUACAACUAUCCCAAACCGGCCUGCUCGAACCCAAAUCCGGACGGUACUUGCGGAUACGACUACCCGAAACCGGACCAGUCAUUCACGCUACCUCAACGAGUUCCAACAACGCGACCCGUAACAACAACAACAACUCGUAGACCUACGCCACCUCAGGAGUAUCUACCACCAUCGACGACUACCCGCACUACCACUAGGCCGACCACUACCACAACCAGAAGAACGACCACGACGACGCGUCCUACGACAACUACCCGAAGGACUACCACGACGACGCGUCCCACGACAACAACCCAGCGGAUAAUCCCGACAACGAAGUGUCCACUUUCGGCACAGAAUCCGGAUGGAUCAUGCGGGUACUCCUACCCUAAGCCGGACAACUCAUUCGAAUUACCUCAGCGAGUGCCUACCACCACAACUACACGCAGGACUACGCCCUCCCAGGAGUACCUCCCACCGACGACAACAACGCGACGCACUACUACUACAACACGGCCAACCACUACAACCACAAGGCGCACCACGACGACCACCCGGCCCACAACGACAACGACGAGACGAACAACGACAACGACGCGCCCAACGCCAGCUAGGUGCCCGCCGGGUCAGCAAAACCCGGACGGAUCGUGCGGAUACGUCUACGAGAAGCCAGAUCAAAGCUUCACCAUUCCUCAGCGAGUGACCACUACCACUACGCGUAGGACUACGCCAUCGCAGGAGUACCUGCCGCCGACGACAACGACCCGGAGGACCACGACAACUACAAGGCCAACGACCACCACUACAAGGAGAACUACCACGACAACCAGGCCUACAACUACAACUACCAGGAGAACCACAACCACUACGCGGCCCACAACCACAACGACUCGAAGAACUACUCCAGCUCAGGAAUACCUUCCACCAACUACAACGACCCGUCCAACAACCACCACCACAAGGCGCACCACCACCACAACUCGACCAACCACCACCACCACGCGGCGAACCACCACGACUACCCGGCCAACGACGACCCGUCCGGUGACGACGACGACCGAGCGGAAGUGCGCCGGCUCGCAGAUCAACCCGGACGGUAGCUGCGGCUACGACUACCCGCAACCACCGAAGCCGUUCACCCUGCCACCUCCCACGCGGCCACCGACCACCUCCGCGCCGGUGUACCUCCCGCCGGAGGAGACCACCGGUUACUCGUACCCGAAACCUGCCAUACCGUUCAACUUCUAGAUCACCGAGUAGGGUGGUCUCCUGUGUAAAUAGCUACUUCUAGUUAGACUAAAGUCCUUAUCCCUUCCCUUUUAAUUUCUUCCCUCAACCUAAUCUCAUCCUAUUUAAACCUAUCCACAUCUGAGUCAACACUGCCUCCCCUCAAUUUUCUCAAAACUCUAGCUAUUCUAGGUUUUUAAAAUGGUUAAGCAAUUAGUUCACGUUCUAGCGACGAUCAAGGAAAAGUGUGUGUAUGUGUGGCUGUGCUUAAAAUUGAGCUGCAAAAGACGGUCGGUCUCAAUUACCCAAAUACUCAACAAAUGGAAAACUGGAAUGUUUUCAAGACAAUAAUGUUUGGCCAACAGGGAGUAGAGAAAUUUAAAGAAGUUAUGCGAUGUUCCAGGUGUGAGUGCGAAAUUGUCAGAAACGUAGGAGAAAAAUGAGAAAUAAAUAAAAAAUAUU